Messenger RNA from Cylicocyclus nassatus, 2183 nucleotides. Lineage: Eukaryota; Metazoa; Nematoda; Chromadorea; Rhabditida; Strongylidae. The record is from the annotation of a GenBank genome assembly.
AUGAAUCAUAUGUAUGCUGAUUCUUUGUCGUCAUUGCAGUGUCCAUAUGUACCUGCAUAUGACGGCCGAGGUUUAGCUUUUAUGAGCGAAGCCGAGAAAAGUGGAGGUAUCGAGCCACCUCAGAUCAACUGCUUGUUUGUUAGUGUUGACUUUGGCGACCAAGGCUCCUUUCGACAAAGGAGGCCGCGAAGAAACGAUAAUGAUGCGAACAAUGUCAAAAAUGAGAGAGCCAUUGCAAUGGUUUACAACAAUGACUUACUCAUGCGGCAUAUCAUAAGCUUUAUAACAGACAUAAAUGAUCGCACAAAUGUUGAACUGGCCUCGUCAAGAUUUCGAAUGUUGAGCAGAACAUCGCUCUGGCGUUUCAAAUCAGGAGGUCACACCUUGUCUUUGACAUACAAGACCUUCAACGACUAUGUGUCGGUGGAAAUUGGUGAGUUAUACAUUGCAUUACCUUCUACCACUAUGGAGAGCAGGAUAAGGAGGGACAGUCCCAGAAAUACCCAGCCUGCGAAGUUAAUGAAUGCUUUAUACGGAAUGGCGGAGAGAUUUGCUCCAGAAAUACGAACAAUCAGAUUAGGAGGCACUGAUUCGGACAGCAGAAGUAGAGGAGUCCAAAAUCACCAGCUCAUAGUGACGUCCGACUUACUCCGACUUAUCAGUGAUAGAUUCAAAAAUGUUCACACAAUCUCGUUCACAAACUGCGGAUUCGAUCAGGACGCGAUUGCAUUCAUGAGUUCUGAUGCGUGCGCAUUGUCGAAAAGAAUUAACGAUCUCGGUAUUGACGGAAUAUGGUUUGACUCCACUAGACUGAUAAGGAAAUUCACGUUGUCGUUAUGCUCUGGUUUACGAAAGCUCAAGUUGGAGAACUUCAAAAUAUUGCCUUUUGGUGUGGAGCUUUUCAGUCGUAUACGGGAGUUGAAGAUGGUUCUUGACGAAGUUUAUCUUCGCCUCACCGUUUCUAAUAUCUACAAUUUGACUUUACAAGACAUCCGCUCUUUUUUGGAAACCGUCUCUACAGCUACCAGUGAAUUACGAGUCGACAUAGCUUGCUCGCAAAGCAAAAGAGGCGGCAUGCUGUUCCUAGCACUUCGCGUGCUACCAACACUCAGAAAUAUCACCGAACUGCAGCUGAUGGUUCAGCCCAAGAAUCGUCGAGAAGUCGAAGAUCUGGCCUUCGUUCUCCACAGUCUUGGGAAGUUCCCCUAUCUGCGAAAGAUCUCAUGUGGUGGUUGGAAAUGUUAUGGAAUGUCUAUUGCAUUACAGAAUGGUCUACUUCGUUGCUGUUUUCUUGAAGAUUUGAUUAUAAGUAAUAUAAUCGAAACUGGUCCUGACGAAAUUGCCGAUUUAUUAACUUCAAUUCCCCGAAGCGUCAAGUCACUAUCUCUUGGAAGUCUUUCUGUUACCGACUCGGAUCUGAUGUACAUCUUUGAGGAACUCACAGCAAUCAAAAAACUCAAACUGUCAAAAUUACCUCGAGUUUCUUCUAGCGGAAUUUACCGAGCUAUCUCUGGUCUUCCAAAUCUAGAAGAAUUGCAUUGCUCUGUCCCCGUAAACUCGGUCAUGCUGCGUUCAAUUGUCGACAGCAGAAUCUUCAGAAGAUUGCAAAAUAUCAACCUAGUUAUCACAAAUGGCUAUCCUCAUGACUAUGAAGAAAUGCUGUCGCGGUACUUUGUUGAUGUUUACUGUGCAAAUCACCAUCUCAAGCCGCGAUGGUGCUUCAUCAAAGCGGAAGGACGUCGAAGGCAGGUUGCUCAUUUACCAGUCAUAGAAACAAAACGUCAACCACUUUCUUUGACCGAAUAUCUCUUUGCUUAGUCUUGGUUGUAUCUUAUAUACUUGAUAGCGAGGACCAAAACAGCUUUACCAAAGUUAUGAGACUUACUGGUUGUCAGUGAUUUUAUUUAGCUUUUCUUUUGUACGUGAUGCCAAUUCACUAUCUAGAUUGUUGCCUUAGCUUACUUCAUAUCGAAUUUUAUACCAUUUGCUUUCUUUAUGUGUUUCUUUCUUUUCCUUGUACCCUUAUCCCUCCAUCCUACUGGUUGCCGGAUCAGUGGACGAUUUUUCGCAAUUUUUGCUGAGUGUUCGCCCUGUAUCAUACUCAUUCUAGAUUGUUUUAGCAGAGAUUUAUCUUAGGGCCGCAUGCAGUAACAUCUCCGCUAGAGAGGGGAUCGCAGUUUACA